Messenger RNA from Cuscuta campestris, 1355 nucleotides. The record is from the annotation of a GenBank genome assembly. NCBI's taxonomy places the organism in Eukaryota, Viridiplantae, Streptophyta, Magnoliopsida, Solanales, Convolvulaceae.
CGCAUUCCUUCCUCCCCAUUUUUCAUCACUCCCAAAUCCCAACUAAGUCCACCUCGAUCGAAUUAACCCCAAAUGGCUUCCUUCACCGCUCUCCUCUUCCAUCUCGCCGUUACCCUUCUCCUGGUGGCUCACCCCUCCGCCGCCGCAAGGCAGCUCCCCCAGUCUUCCACUCCGGACUCGUCUUUUCCCUUUCAGUACCACGACGGCCCCCUGCUCACCGGCAAAGUCUCCGUCAAUCUCAUCUGGUACGGCAGGUUCACUCCUUCCCAACGCGCCGUCGUCACGGACUUCGUCUCCUCCCUGUCCAAGUCUCCCGCCGCCCAACCCACCGUCGCCACGUGGUGGAAGGCCACCGAGAAGUACUACGACGCUGCGCUCAAGUCGUCGUCCAGGAAGGCCUCCCCGCCGCUGGUCCUCUCCGCCGGCGCCCAGAUCCUCCACGAGGAUUAUUCGCUGGGCAAGUCCCUGCAGGACCGCCACCUUCACGAGCUCGCCGCCCGCGGCGGUCAGAGAGACGCCGUCAACGUCGUUCUAACGGCGUCGGAUGUGUUCGUGGCCGGUUUCUGCACCAGCAGGUGCGGGACCCACGGGUCUCUAUUGAGUUCCAAAAUUGCCCCCGUCAAGGGGAAGAGUUACAAGUUUGCCUACAUCUGGGUGGGCAACUCCGAGAGCACGUGCCCCGGGAAGUGCGCGUGGCCUUUCCACCAGCCGAUAUAUGGGCCGCAGGCCCAACCAUUGGUGGCGCCCAAUAACGACGUGGGCCUGGACGGGAUCAUCAUCAAUUUGGCCAGCCUGCUUGCUGGGACCGUUACGAACCCGUUCAACAACGGGUACUACCAAGGGCCGGCGGAGGCCCCGCUGGAGGCUGCCACGGCUUGCACCGGAGUUUACGGAAGUGGGGCCUACCCAGGCUACGCCGGAAAUCUGUUGGUGGACGCCGCCACCGGCGCCAGCUACAAUGCGGUGGGUGUGAACGGAAGGAAGUAUUUGCUGCCGGCGCUGUUCGAUCCUUCGACGUCGUCGUGUUCUACGCUGGUCUGAGCUUCGGUUUUGUCUCGCCGGAAUUUAUCUGUCACCUCUUACAUAUUCUUUGAUUCAUUCGUUCUUUCUUUUUCGCGACUCAUUCAUUAACUAUUAGUGUAAUGAUAAUUACAGUAAUAUAAAGCCAUGUUUGGCACUUGGCAGAUCCGCCAAGAAUUGGCUGUUUGACUAUCAUUAAUGACUUGGACCUGCCAAAGAACAAAAAAAAUUGUUUGGUGGAUGGCUUUUGAAAUUGGCUUCUUAAUCUAAACAGCUAAAAAUGAAAAUGCGAGACCACCCAGCAUUUCAGUUUGGCAUUUGCGGAUCAUUCCUUU